AUGUUGGUCGCCGGCCGCUCCACACGCCUCAUGAAGGCCAUUCGCCUGGUGGUGAGAUCCUCCAAGGCGACACGGCUAAACCGCUUCACCCGCAUGGUGCGGGUCUCCGCGAUGAUGCCGAAGAUGUUCAACGCGGUGAAGUUCAAGAAGCCCGUCAAGGAAAAUACCAAAGAUGUAGAGAACUUGGUGGAGCGGAAACUGCACCGCAUCUAUUACUACUUGGAGCGAGAAAACGAUGGUUUAGUCUCUGCAGACAUGGCGGAUGCCAUCAUCCGUCGCAUCACCAAGAGAAGAAAACGUAGGCGCAGCCUCACGCGGCUCUUCACCCGCAAGUUAGGGGACAAGGGCGAUGGCAUGGCCAUGACCCGCAUGAGCUCCGACGCCUCCGAGGUGGAAUCGUCCCCGAACGCCGCGCGGGAUGCCGCCACGGGCAGCCGCCCUCGAAGCCGCAGCGUGGUGGUGAGGAGCACCUACAGCGAUGCUGACAUGGAUGGCUCCAUCGGUAUGUCGGGCAGCAUGCACAUCGGCCGCCGCCUAAGGAAGCUGCAGACAAGUCACACGACCCACACGGAGCAGAGCAACAAGAGCGAGACAGAGAGCUGCAUGCGUGGCGGUCGGUCAAAGAGCCGACCGAGCGGUACAGUGAGGAUCUUCUCCGACACGGGCGAGCCCAUCGAGCCCGGCAUGUCCUCCGCCCGAAUCGACCCUCCGCGGCCCCCCUCGUCCGACGGCGACAGCCGAAGCAACCCGAGCCCCGAGAGCCCGCGGGACCUGGGUACCGCGAGCUUGCCCGUGGGCAGCGCGAGCUUGGCCAUGAGCGCCAUGGGCACCGAUGCCCUGGGCUCGGCAAGCUUGCCGGUGACCUCUGCGACCUUGGCGCCCAGUUUGCCUAUGGGCACGGUGGGGAGCUUGGGCGAUGAUGGGACGCAGAGCAAUGCCGGAGUGGAGAAGCUACAGACCUACCGCUCCCUCCAUAGCAACCAUAGCACUCCGCUUCCAGUGGCUCAGUGGUGUCCAGCGAUGACUUCCUCAACGAUCCGAUUCCGUGGAAACGGGGGAUCAGUGAUCCCACGAGUGGCCCCGCGGUGGCCAGUAAGGAGGCAGCACCUCCCGUGGUGA
Durusdinium trenchii is the source of this 1119-nucleotide messenger RNA. The record is from the annotation of a GenBank genome assembly. Lineage: Eukaryota; Dinophyceae; Suessiales; Symbiodiniaceae.